AUGGGACAACCAACAGCAGUACAAACCCCGGCAAAGACGGAUACUAGCCCCAAAAACAAGGCAGCUCGCAUGGAAGAGUGGUCUCAGCUGCCCCUUCGAGAAUGGCCCGAUAUGGAGCGCUGGCUGACAGUCAUGUCCGGCCGGUUUACCAUUGAGCGACCAAGUGAGGCGGUUUCGGAUACAUUGGGACGUAGCUACGCGAUUCCUAUCACUCCUACUCACGAUGAACAGCAGACUUUGGGAGAUAAGCCUCAUUCUGGAGUGGUCUCAUAUGCAUGGCCACCCAGGGACAAUAGGACAAGUUCGGGGAGUUCAUACGAUUCUCGUCAGCCCCACCCUGGAGUGUUGGUUUCGCCGGUUUAUUUUAGACACCAGGUCGCGGUGGAACCCGAACCCCUGCCGUCUGUAGAUAGUUCCCGAGAUGGAAGAACUGGCGAGGAUGCUGUGGGUGUUUCGGAUGCAAGAGCUGGGGUGGAGACGGGGUCGAGCAAAGCUGAGGAGCUGUCACACAAUAACCCGAGUCUUUACUUUUGA
Penicillium hordei is the source of this 534-nucleotide messenger RNA. RefSeq lists its product as uncharacterized. The record is from RefSeq and is a predicted model, not a curated record. The transcript has a single exon. NCBI's taxonomy places the organism in Eukaryota, Fungi, Ascomycota, Eurotiomycetes, Eurotiales, Aspergillaceae. The coding region runs from base 1 to 534 and encodes 177 amino acids.